This is a messenger RNA of Giardia duodenalis, 5193 nucleotides long. Its product is annotated as DNA polymerase alpha subunit A. The record is from RefSeq and is a predicted model, not a curated record. Gene Ontology annotation, biological process: lagging strand elongation; leading strand elongation; mitotic DNA replication initiation. The transcript has a single exon. Gene Ontology annotation, cellular component: alpha DNA polymerase:primase complex. Bases 1 to 5193 code for a protein of 1730 amino acids. Gene Ontology annotation, molecular function: pyrimidine nucleotide binding; purine nucleotide binding; single-stranded DNA binding. Lineage: Eukaryota; Fornicata; Diplomonadida; Hexamitidae.
AUGUCUAACAGUGAAAAUAGCAGCUCCUCUGGCUUCUUCUCAGAUGAUGAAGAUGCGUACAGACGGGACUACCAGUUAGAAAGAGAAUAUCAAGCAGAUGAUUUAGCCAGAGGAGGGCUUAAGCUUGACACUGUCGGAUCUGAGAAAAGGCCAGAGCCAGAGGAGAAGCAACCGGAGGUAGUUCGCCAAACAAAUCAGGCAUUUCUGCACUCAUCUAAGUUCACGGGUGUUAGUGGAAUGAUCAACGAUAACGUUGUUCGAUCUUUGGAUGAAUCAUUGAAAGAUAUUCUAAAGAAAGUUGACUCUGGCCCAGAACAGCCACUACCCAACGGGAGAUUUAGCCGACUCGGCCGAGGGCGGGCCCCAGCCAAUGACCAAACUUCAAUGGCAGAUAGAAUAUUAACAAACGUCCAGAGAACUACUGCAUAUGCUGCGACACAGUUGAAACCAAUUGUGCUACCACGUGCUGGGAAGAUAGCUACUAAUACUACGUCAGAAGCUAAAUACGCGCCCAACGUUGAUCACUCUCCGCCCGUUGCUUCCCCUGCUACUUCUACAGCCACUUUAUCUUCUCUCUCCAAUGAGCAGCAGAAAUUAUCAAAUAAUAUAGCCGUGACAGAGACUGCACAUGCCUUUAAGCAUGAUCAUUCUGAUCUCAAGGGUGCGCUCACAGAGAAUACCGAACCAACAGGCACAAGCAAUUAUCAUAACUUUGAUAGUACCGAGGAGGCAGGCCUUCUUAUCACAGAGCUGACCAUGGAUCCCCUUGGAUUUGAGGCAGAGCAGGAGGACUCAUGCCCACAGUCUUGUCAGCUCAAUGAGAUGCAAUUCAAAACCUUAGUGGACACAGACCCAUACUCCUUGUCAGUGGAAAAAGAUAUCCAUCCUCUUUCUGAUAAAAUGGUGCGAAAUAACACCCUCUUGAUGUUCUGUUACAAUAUCGAGUUGAUGCCCCAGGCCGAUGAUAUUGCGCUACUAUGGGGGAAGGUGCUAACCACUCCAGAAGACGGUAAAAAGUUUAAUGCCACUAACCCCUAUGUCAAUCGAGCCCAGAGCGCUUGUGUAGUUGUUAAGGGUCUGCGGCGCAUCUUUUAUAUUCUUCCCCAUGGUCCUAUUGAGAAUUGCGAUACAAAGACUAUGACCUCAGAUGAAAUUAAUGCUCUAUUUGAGCGAGUCUAUGCUAAAGUACCAGAUCCCACGUAUAAUGACGAGAUAGAUUACAUGUGCUUAGAUCAACCCAUCCUCCCGGAUGACACACAGCGUCACCAGGCGGAUCUUGUCAACAUAAGCGUCUUUCUAAAACUGAAAGCGGAUAUCCUUGAAGUACUGCAGAAACAUGGCAUUAAUUCCAGUACGGUUACCGUAAGGCCUGUGUGGAGGCGCUAUGUGUUCAACGAGCGCACUCUUCCUAGACACCCUAGGGUUUGGAUCGAAGUGACUUAUCCCGCCAACAAACCCCCAGUGAGCCCGAUGUUCUUUGGACCACAGGUACUUGGUGUUCGGAAGGAUGUAGGUGAUGCGGCCGCUGCCAAUUUGCAGUUCGAUAUCGGUGUAGAAGCAGUUGUCGGGCACACCAUCUCUCCACUAGAGUACUGGUUGGCUAAGACACGCAUUUCAGGACCAAUGUGGCUCCAUGUCACUCAGAUAGACUGGGACUUCUACAAAGCUCGUACUCAAGCAAUCUCGGCACUUAUUAAGCAGCAUCCGAAGCUCACCCUCCCUCAAGCUAUAUCCCUAUAUUCAGAUAGUAGGAGUUGCACGCUGGUCUAUCACGAAUUCCAUACGAGCCUACAGCAAUCUCAAUCUGAUUCUGUUAUACGGCCUAUCUACAAGUUUGGCACCAAAAAGGAUCAGAAUACGACACCGCUACCGCUGUUAUCUGUGUGUACGGUGCAGGUGCGCUACAUUCCAGAGGCUAGUCGAGUGCAGCCCUCCUCAAAAACAGGAAAGAACAUAGCACCCGUAGUCAAAAAUGUUGCCACGACGAUCACAGUCACGUACCAUCCAGGGUAUUCUGCAGAGGGGGCCAGUUUCCAGACGGAGCUCCUUACACAGACGCAUAUCCUGGCGCGGAAGCUUGUCCACAUAAACAUGCCGUCCGACAGCAGCCACAUUGUCCCACUAUCUAAACUAAGUUACGAUUCACUUAACAAGGAACCCCUAAGCGACUCUGCGACGAUCAGCAUACGCAUAAAGUUGGUAGACAAAGAGCUCCAGCUUUACGAGGAGCUUUCUAAGGUUUUGAUGCAUUUUAAUCCGGAUAUCAUAAUGGGCCACAACAUUUACUUUCACCUUUACAACACCAUGUGGCACUCUCGGUCGUGCCUUACAACGGACUCCUUUAAAAACACAAUCCUAGCUGGGCUUUCACGGCUCAAUCCCAGAAUUUUACGGAUUGAAAAUUUAUUCAAGACGUUUCAGGCAGCUCGGAGCAGCUGGCAUGUGAUGAACACUAUCCAUGGACGCUUACUUAUGGACUUAGAGAGGGGCAUCAGUGAGUUCUCUACUGACACUAAGCUUACAACAAUCGACUAUGCAGCAUCGUCUCUUCUUAAGAGGGACCUUACGUUAACGCCUCCUUCCCAUUUAGGGUCAAAGCUUAAAGCCGGGGCGCAAUUCAAAACCCAGGUGAUACCAGAAUUGAUUGCUGAAAUCCUAGCUCUCAUCGGAAUUGCAAAUGCGCUAAAUUAUAUUCCACUUACCUGCCGAAUCUCUCAGCUAACUGCUCUGCCUUGGCAGCUUGUGUGUUCAAUUGGCCGUGCCAGACGAGCAGAGAGCCUUAUAUUGUAUAACUUCUUUGUAAUGCCGUACAUACUUCCUGACACGGAGUAUAAGACACAUGAGCAAAGUGCUAAAAGUCACGACGAGUUCAGGCCAAAGGAUGAUACAGCCGCUGAUGCAACUGAGGAAGCUCGGCAUGGGGCUGGGUAUGAGGGUGGCUAUGUUAUGGAUCCUGUAGCAGGAUUUCAUGAUAAAAUAGUAAUAGUAUUGGAUUUUAAUAGUCUCUAUCCAAAUAUCAUUCGUGAGUACAGUCUAUGCUUUACAACCCUAGAUCCUCAAAACUACGUCACUUGGCCCGAUCCCACCAAUACUACCGACGACCCAUCGGGUUUAAUCCACUUACACGCAGAUCCACAGGAUACCUGGAACCAGACGAUAGAGGAAGAGGUUCGUGCCUCUAAGCAAAUUAGUCACACAGUUAUUCUGCCGAAGAUUAUUGCACGGCUUAUCACACAGAGACAGGCCAUAAAGAGAAAAAUCAAGGACCUCGAAGCCAUGCAAGUUAAGGAUGAUAAGACAAUCAGCCAACGCCUGAAGAUGUUGGAGAUUUCACAGCUUGCUAUCAAGCUGUGCGCCAAUGCCAUGUAUGGCUCUCUAGGUUAUCAGUACGGACGAUUCUAUUGUCCUCACGUAGCAGCUCGCAUUCCGGCCAGAGGCAGGCUGGAAUUGACUCGAGCCAGCAACAUAGCAAAGCAGCAAGGAUAUCAAGUCAUUUAUGGAGACACAGAUUCCAUCAUGAUCAAAACAAAUAUUGAAUACAACAAAUCAGAGAAACACAAAAUUAUGGCUCAAGUCAAGGCAAUAGCCACAACUAUCAGCAGUAGAGUGGGAGAAGAUCGGAAGUACCUUCAGCUAGGCCUAGAUUAUAUCUUUAUAAAAUAUCUACUUCUUCAGAAGAAAAAGUACGCUGCAACGCGCCUGUUUCCAGACUUCUCUGUUGCACUGGAGUACAAGGGGCUAGACCUUGUCCGCAGAGAUUGGUGUCCUAUUUCCAGAACUAUCUCCAAGCGGGCCCUGGAAAUCAUAAUGGGCUAUCCUCAAAAUGUGAUUGCCAGCAACCUACUCAAUAUGCUUGUAGCCUCCUACAAAGAUAUAUUAGCCUCCCGCACACCUGCUCGCGAGCUCAAAUACGCCCAGCAGUUCAAAAUGACCAAAUCUCUGACCAAGCAACUCCACCAGUACUCUGCCACUGCCGUUACUCAGUUGCCGCACGUCUUUGUGGCAAGGGAACUACAACGGGUUGGUAAGCCUGUUAGAAUAGGGGAUAUUAUUGAAUACCUUGUCCUAAGCAAUAAGGGUAUCUCGGCAUUGCAGGUAGCAAUGGGUAAGGAUAGUAAGCAGGCUGCCUUUAACGAUGCCCCAGAUCUGAAGCAGGCCUCUGUAAGUUCCAGUGGAGAUAUCGCACGCAGAUCCAUACCAUUUGAAUACUACUCUCAGUAUCUUUCAGGCUGUCCACUUGUUAAUGUCCUGGACAUUGAGUGGUACAUCAAGAGCCAAAUAAUUCCCCCAUUACAGCGUGUAUGUAGCUAUGUACCCGAUCUCUCCGCAGGCCAGCUUGCUGAGUGCUUUGGACUAGACUCUCGGGACUAUAUUGCAGAUACUGUAUCUGAAGAGCAACUCACUGGCUUCAAUAGGCAAGAGUACAGUAUUGAAGUGCGGCGUCGGUAUGGAUCCUGCUGCUGCUUCAUAUACCAUUGUGCCUGCGGAAACCCGAAAUCUGUUACUGCAUGGCCUCCGCCGCUCAGAGACUAUCGCUCAUCUGAAGAAGUUAUAGUUACGCCACACCCAGACCUUGAAACACCGUCAAACGCAUUCAGAAAGGAAAAGGCGAUCCAGGGUGACGAGCCUCUUCUUUCCCCACUGGACUUCGAUGUCCUACGCUGUGGAUGCCGCCUAAAUUUGGGCUGUUUUGUGUCAUCGCUCCAUAAGCAGCUCGCACAGAUGUUUAGGCUUUAUGAAGCACAGCUUUCGUACUGUGUGCAUCAAACGUGUCCCUUGUACCUUACGGAAGAAGUACGGAGAAAGAUUUAUCCGGGAUGCUACACAAGCCAGCUAGACGCUUACAAUAUACAGUAUAAGAAAUAUGCGAUCGCCACCCUUUCUGGCAAAGACUGCGGAGUCCCUGGCUGUGGCGGGAUGCUAGUUCCUGUCUUCACGUCCUCCAUGCUACGUGACCAGUUACUUUUCUUUUCUCUUCUCUUUGAUCUAACGUCAGUUCUCUAUACUGUGCCAGACAAAGCGGUACCUUUUCAGAGUGACCCUGGGGAUAGACUGCGAACGAUAUUCAACGAGGGCGCCCGAUUAAUUAAUAGCUACAUAGAGAAGAACGAUUAUAUAAAUAUCGAUCUUGCAGACCAUAUUGAGUCCAUCUUCGCGGCCUUGGCGGGCCCGCAAAGAGUGUCAACGCAGUGA